Messenger RNA from Paramecium octaurelia, 2166 nucleotides. Lineage: Eukaryota; Ciliophora; Oligohymenophorea; Peniculida; Parameciidae. The record is from the annotation of a GenBank genome assembly.
AUGAAUUUACGACCUUAACCAGGCCAUCAGAAUAAGAACGGAAUAAAUCCAAUAACAAAUACUCCAAUAGAUUAUGCAUAAAGAGGGAAUUAACAACCUUAUUACAAACAACCUUACCCAUAACCUCCCAUAUAAUACACUCAAAAUCCGUAACAGUACCAGAAUCCUUAUUAUAAUUAAACUCUUCCAUAAGUUGUACAGCAGAGUAUGCCUGAAGCAGGAUAGAAACUACCUUUAUAGAGCGAUGCGAUAGAAUUAGAUCACAUGAAUGGAUUUUCUGGGAGAUAUCGAGAUGUGAUUCACUUGCACCCUCAAAAGGAGUCCACAAUAGUGUAUGCACUAGCAGGACUGAUUGUAAUAGAGAAUUUGAAUGACAAACAUUAACAAUUGUUUUUGAGAGGACAUGAUAUGGAUAUUAGUGCAUUGACAUUAUCGAAGACUGGCAGAUACAUAGCAUCUGGAUAAAUGGGAUCUCGAAAUGCAAAGACACCAGAGGCACCAGUAAUACUAUGGGAUUUCAAUGCAAGAAAACCAAUGCAAAUAUUUAGAGGGUUGAGAGACGAAAUUACAAAUCUUUCGUUUUCAAGUGAUGAUAAAUUCUUAGCAGCCACAGCAUCUAAUAAUAAUCUAAUAAUAUGGAAUUGUCAAGAUUAUACUAUUGUUCAUAAUAAGUUAUUGGAAGUUCCAAUCAACCUGAUUACUUGGUGUCCUCCAAGAAGAUCAUCAACUAAACAUUCCUAAUAUUUAAUAGUCACUUCUCAGGGUUCCAACAUCUUCUUAAAUACUAUGGAUUUUGAUGUUGCAUCUAUGCAAUAUCAACUCAAAUAAGCUCCAUGUCAAUUGCCUAGUAGUGGUUUAGUAAGAAAUUACACAAAAGCAGUAAUUGAUUAAAAUGGGGAUUAUUUAUAUGUAGGAACUCAUGCUGGUGAAAUCUGCAUUUUCAGCAUAUCCUCAUAAUAAGGAGGAAUAUUCAAAGCGACAAUACCUGUGAGUAACAAUGGAGUAUUGAGCAUAAAUAUUUUUGGAAGGAAUCUUUUUGUUGGUUCAGGAGAUGGAAAGGUGAAGAAGUUGACUGGAAGUGAUACUAGAUGGAAUUUAGAAAGAGAAAUAUGUUUAGAAGGCAGGAUGAAUUCAAUUACUUCAGAUCCGAAUGGUAAUGAAUUAUUGGCAGGAACAUCCAAUGGUAGAAUCUAUAGAAUCAACACUGCAAAUCUAGACUCGGUUGUUCACACUGAAGGACAUUUAUCUAGUAUUGUUGGCUUAUCAGUCCCUUUAAAUGCAUGCGAUCUCUUUGUCUCAAUUGAUUAUGAAGGUGUAGUUAUGGUAUGGGAUAUGAAUGAAAUGCUUGUAAUAACAAGAUGUAUUCCAAUUAACAUGAACAGAGUCAAAGGAUCUUCAGUCUAUUUAGAUCCUGAUAGGACUGUUGUAUCUGGAUGGAGAGAUGGUUUUAUUAGAGCAUAUAUGAUAACUAAUAAACCAGUAUCUCCAAUCAAAUGGGAAAUUGUUAAUGCUCAUAAAGGAGCUGUGACGAGUUUGUAUAGUGAUCAAAAUUAUUAUCUUUCUGGUGGUGAGGACAGUAUUAUUAGAGUUUGGUCAAAAACAGCAAGAUAAUUAAUCACUUAAAUAUCUAUCCACUCCAAGGAAAUUACUAAAGUAUUUCCAGAUCUCAUGAAGCCCAAUCUUAUUCACUCAUGCUCAGCUGAUAAAACAAUUUACACUUAUGAUCUCAAAACAGACAAAAAGGUUAUUCAACACUAAUCCAGAAAUGGAGUUCUCCUUGAUAUGACUUAAAGAAAAGAUAAUGAGUUAGAACUAAGUAAUACUGAUUUCUUAUUACAUGUUAGUCACUUGUGGUAUUAACAUGCCCAUUUAAUUUUGGGAUAUUGAUAUUGUAGAGCCAGUCCAAUCCAUUGAUGUUUAGAAAUUAAAUUCAAUUGCCAUCAGUCCAGAUGGAAAAAUAUUGGCUACUGGGUCAGAUUCUGGAGAGGUAACUGUUUGUUUCGAUUAUUUUAGUUAAUUUUGAUUUCCAUAUUAACUUAAUCCAUUUUGGGUAAAUAUCUAGGACAUUCUUCUGGGGUUUCUAAAGUAGCAUGGACAAGUGAUUAAAAAUAAGUCAUCACUGCUAGUUAUGAUGGAACUUUAUGCUUAUGGAACAUUUAUCUAUGA